Messenger RNA from Amoebophrya sp. A25, 900 nucleotides. NCBI's taxonomy places the organism in Eukaryota, Dinophyceae, Syndiniales, Amoebophryaceae. The record is from the annotation of a GenBank genome assembly.
AUGGUCAAGAUUUCAAAUUCAAGUGGAGAGGCGGUUAAUAUUAAGCAAGGGUCCUCUACCGUAGAGCUAGAGUCCUACUUGAUAAUUAGACCACUUCAUGUGUCUGGACUUUGAUUAGGUCAUUCUCUUAGCAUAUGAGGAUGGUAAUUUUUAGUAUUCUCAUUCGGAGUCCUUCUCCUUGAUCUUGAAAAGACCCGUUCAUUGAUGGAAUUCUUGAACCUACCACAGGGGAUCACACAUCAUAGGGAACAAAUGACCCACACAUCAUAGGGAACAAGUAUAUAAGUAACUGUUACCUUUAGUGUCUGUAGUCACACACAAACACAGUGACCCUCAGCGUCAGGUGUCUGUGGUUACACAUUUGUCAGGACGAGGAUGAAAAGCCACAUCAUACAUCCGCUAAGAGCGAGCUUCCACAAUUCGGGUCGCGGUCUUCUUUGUCGUCUCUAGAUGAAAGGAAUGAUGACGACAAUCACGCCAUCCGGUAUAUCAAAUUCAAAUCGUGUUGAGAGAAAUAGAUUAAUAGAAUGAUGUUCAUCUUCAUCAGAGGAACUAGAAUAAUGUAGAUGUAGAUCAUGUAGUUGCUGUUGAAAAAAGGGUGGUUUAUGAUAAUAAGUACUCUUCAUUGUCUUUGUUUUCUUCCACACCCUCCACAGCGUCAAGCCAAAGGCAUCUUCGUCGAGCUCCUAUGCAAUCCAUAUUACUGCGCCAAAUGCGGGUGUACCGCCAGACUCUUUUCCCGCCUCAGUUGCAAGUCAACAUGCAUAUGCAACUUCAACGCUUUCACCACCGACACGAUCUGGAACGCCACCUCCAUCGCUGUUUGCGACAGGACUGCCAACCGCUUUUUCGCCUCUUACGCAGAUGAUUGCUCACAAUUUGCAUACCCAGGGAAUGCCU